CGUUCGCGCUGGGCUGCUUGGCCCAGUGAGGUGUGUUCCCAGCUGCAGAACGGACUUCCUCAACAGACUUACAGUGCGACUGGACUGGUCUCCGCCCACCGAAAGGGCUCCUGACUAGAACCUUUCUACUCUGACUUGUUCCCGGGCGCCACAUUCGCCCUCCCCUUCAUCAGCCCCGUAGGCUAGGCCUCUUCAGUCCUGCUCCCUUAGCAGUCUGUAGCCGAGAACACCGGGAAGAGAGGCCUUGAGUGUCUCCCGCCCCGAAAUCCGACGGAGGUGGAGUUUAGGGGCCGGCUGACCUGGUGGGCGCUGCAACCCUGGUGGGGGAAGGGACCGUCCCUGAGGCCUGCCUGAGACAAAGACCCUGGGGUCUUUGUUUGAAGCUCCUUACUCUCCCCUCCCCCAAUGGACCCAGUGCCCUCCCGAGCAGCCCUUCUCUCCCUGAAGUGGGCCCCUGCUCUAACGUCUUCCCUGUGUCUCGGUGGGCUAAAUGAAGCCGGUCCAGCCCCUUGUGGUCUAUCCCAAUCACAGAGAGCAGUGGGAGCUGGUUCCCAUGCCCUUGUGGCUGUGGACGAGACAAGGGAGAAAGAACCUCUCCUGGGCCUCACGUGUUCUGAAGGAGAAGCAAUGUCCCCCAGGGUUCCCUAGUGGAACCUCCAUCGGAGAGAGCCCAGAGGUGCAGAAAUCCAUGGCAACAGUACAGAACACUUCCCUUCCUAGACCUUCUGUGGGUUUAGGCCUCAGCUCCUGACCAACAUCGAGCAUGGCCCCUAAGUCUUGCCAGGAGUCUGAAGAUGAGCAGGUGUCCCCAGCUCCAGCAGGUGUAAAGCCAGACAGCAGUGACUUAGAGUCCCCAGGUGGCACGCCUCUGGACACAGUAGAUCCUUCGUGUUCCCAGAGCAGUAAGCCCUGCUGUGCACCCACACCAGUGGGCUGCUCUGUCAAGCAGCAGUUGUCCCCUGAAACUCUGGACCCACGUACCCUGAAGCUCUUAUGGGAACAGAGAGAACUAGAGAUCCAGGCACUUCGGUGGGCUGUCCAGAAUGGCCAGAAUGCCCGAUACUACCGCAUCCUGCAAGAGGUUGCAGGGAUUCCCCCUGAGCGGAACUCCAAAAGUCAAGACAAAUUCCUGCAGAACCAGGUCCAGAAGCUUACUCUGGAGCUGAAAGCACAGAAGGAACAAGCUCAACUGGAGAAAGAAUGCUUGGAGGAGAAACUGCGGCAGAACCUCUGUUCGAUACAGAAGCUGGAGGCCGAGCUGCAGACCUUCCAGAAAUCAUGCCUUCUACAGCUGGCCCGUUCCUCUUGGGUGGGACGCAUGCUUCGGUCUCAGACUGGCAGUGUGGAGAUGGUCACUGCAGAGGUUCUAAGGGACCCUACUGACUCUUCUGAGUAUGCUGAUGUUCCCAAUACUGGGGAGGGUUUCCGGUUGGAGGAUGUAGACUGGAACAGCAUUGCCCACCGAUAUCCCAACCUCUUCUCCAGCAUGAGUUUUCACUCAGAUCAAAAGAUGGCCCAGCCCCACCAGUCUUCCGAAAUGGAUACCCGGGACACGGAGUACAUCCUCAAGCAUGUGGAGAAGCCUAGUAAAAAUCUGGAGUGGAGCGCCUUGCCUUUGGUAGACAACAGCAGCUCAGAGGGUGCAGACUCUGACUCCAGCAGCUGCCAGAUAGUUCAGCAUUCUGGAGCAAAGAAGGUGACAGGCCACCCACCCCAGGGAACAGACUUAACUUCUGAGCAGGUGCAGGAAUGCACUAGGAGCUCCAGCGGACACAUGGAAGAUCUCCAUAAAAGCCGCUCACCCUCGAUUAGCAAGACUGUUCUGGAGCCCUUUGCAGACCUUCAGCAUCAAUAUGCAAGGCCCCAGUUGAACCCACUUGGCUGCUGCUUGAAGAUCGCUGCGGUUAGCCACCGAGAGAAGUUUAUCCGUAUCCUCAACCAGUCUCAGGCAGAGACUGUGGACCUGGGCGGCUUUGUUCUGCAGCAGCUUGUGAGGGACUUCCCUGUGUGCAUGUACCGCUUCCCACCUGGUACUCUGCUAGCACCACAGCACCAUAUCACCGUAUGGGGUGAAGGAAUCAGCAGGACCAAGAAGCAGCUGCCAGUGUCCUCGGGCCAGGACACCUUCCACUUCCAGUCCAGCCGAGGUUGUGUGACAGUGCUAGUCAACCCCCAUGGCCAGGUCCUCAGUGAGCAUCAAGCUGCACCCUGUGUGAGCCUGGGCUCGAAAAUCUUCACUGAUAACACUGACUGGUCCAUUGACCGCUUCCCACUCUCAGAGUCCAAGCCCAAUGCUGACUGUGGUGAAGAGCGGCAUCGUCCUUCAUCCCCACACAAGGCCAGGGUGCAGGCUGCUAGGGCCAGGCGCAAGAAGCCAGGGUCAGGUGUUCACCAGCAAGGCACUAGCAGACUGAGGAAUUCAGGAUCUCUUCACCACACUGAGACCCGGAAUAUCUUGCCACUUCUGAGCAACCACAAACUUCUUCAUCCUGUGGAAGUUCCUGCACAGCAGGAAGGCGUGAAGACUGAGACAUCGGAGCUCCUGCCUGCAAUCCCAGAAUGUGCCUCGAGAGUGUGUCUCGAGGACACCCAGGGCAGGCAGGAGCGCAAGGUCCAGGUGUGCCGGAAAAGUGUGGACCUGAGUUGCCCCAUGGUGGCCCUGUCAGUACAGAGCACAGCCGAGAGCAGAUAUGGCUUCCGCUUCCUCUGCUACCCUCCCAUCACUGAGGAAUUGUGCCGGCGGUUGUAAGGCAGCCAGGUCAGGCAGGCAGUGCCAGCUGCAUAAUUUAUUGAACCAACCGUUGCUUACAAAGUAAAGCACAUUUCUGCA
Molecule: messenger RNA, 2830 nt
Organism: Mesocricetus auratus (golden hamster)
Lineage: Eukaryota; Metazoa; Chordata; Mammalia; Rodentia; Cricetidae
Gene: Lmntd2
Product: lamin tail domain containing 2
Exons: 15
Coding region: 764-2749 (661 amino acids)
Biological process (GO): chromatin organization
Cellular component (GO): lamin filament
Molecular function (GO): structural constituent of chromatin
Source: RefSeq, a predicted model, not a curated record